Messenger RNA from Lichtheimia ornata, 1350 nucleotides. RefSeq lists its product as uncharacterized. NCBI's taxonomy places the organism in Eukaryota, Fungi, Mucoromycota, Mucoromycetes, Mucorales, Lichtheimiaceae. The record is from RefSeq and is a predicted model, not a curated record. The transcript is spliced from 5 exons. Gene Ontology annotation, molecular function: flavin adenine dinucleotide binding; sarcosine oxidase activity. Bases 1 to 1350 code for a protein of 449 amino acids.
AUGUCAUCCAACUAUACUCCACCAGCUCCUGGCUCAAAGAUCAUCAUUGUUGGUGCAGGUGCACUUGGACUUUCGACUGCAUUUGCGCUCUCAGAGAAGAAGGAAGCCUAUGAUAUCCACGUCUUUGAUAGGGACCAAAUACCAGUGCCUGACGCUGCUUCCACAGACAUUAACAAGAGCGUGCGAAUGGAAUACGGCAAUGACACCCUUUACUUGAACCUGAUGCUGGAAGCCUUGCCAAUGUGGCAUGAAUGGAAUCGUGAACGUGCUGAACAAGGUGAAUCGCCAGUGUUCCACAAUACGGGUGUGCUUAUGCUAUGCCGCAAUGGACAACUUUCAAAGUACGAACAACAAAGCAUGCAACGGAUUCGAGAGGCUGGACAUGGUCAUGCGUUGGAAGAGCUCACUACCCCUGAGAGUAUCUUGGCAAAGUUUCCUCAUUUCAACGAUGCCGUUAGCAAUGGAUACAAUAUUGCAUGCUAUAACAAAGAAGGCGGUUGGUGUCAUUCGAGUGAAGCUAUCAAGCACGUGUACAACAAAUGCGUACGCAAUGGCGUCCACUUUACUUUGGGCAAGGACAAGGGAUGUUUUGAGCGUUUAUACAAGGAUGAAAAUGGUGCAGCUAUUGGCAUUGUAACCAAGGAUGGCGCUGUUCACCAUGGUGAUCGCGUGAUCAUGGCAACCGGCCCAUGGACUGCAGGGUUAAUUGGGUUACAAGAUAAGCUCAGGGCAACCGGCCAAGUUGUGAUUCAAUUCAAGCCUCCCACUUCAUCCAUCUUCCAUACUCCAGGCCAACCUGUGUGGUCAGCAGACGUCAGCAAUACAGGCUACUAUGGCUUCCCAAUUAACCCUGAUGGCAAAAUCAAGAUCGCUCGUCAUGCAGCAGGCUAUCUCAACCCACGCACUGAUGACAAGGUCUCUAUUCCUCGAACACAAACAUCCAAUCCUACCGAUACCAUUCCCAUCAAGGCGUUGCGUGAUUUUCGCGAAUUCCUCGCUAAUUUCUUCCCUGAAACCACAUCUAUGGAUGUUGCUUAUGCUCGUGUAUGCUGGUAUUCGGAUACUGCAGAUGGACAUUUCCUUAUAGCUCCACAUCCAAAGAUUGAGAAUUUGAUCAUUGCAUCUGGUGAUAGUGGCCAUUUGAUGAAGUUCCUGCCCAAUAUUGGUAUCAAGGUUGCCGAGAUUAUUGAGGGAAAAGAGAAUGACUACACCAAAGUUUGGGGAUGGCGUGAAGCACCAUCAAGUCAAAGUGAUGGUUCUCGUGAUGCUGCCUCGGCAAGUGUACCCAUACUAGAAGAUCCAAGUAAUGAAGAUACAAGGAUGGCGACUUUGGAGGAGUUAAAAGCAUAA